GGAAGAACCCGGGCCUCUGCGCUCCUCACACAGCCCAGGCCAUCGUGGAGGUUGGUGCUGCCAGGAGGCUGUCAGCUACGGAGGACAAUGACCUUGCAGACACCACCGCCUGAGUGAGAACCAGGGGUCUGUGCCUCUCCUCAUUACCCGCUCUUGCCCUGGUCAAGCCUGCACCAGCAUGUCAGGAACCUCCAAGGAGAGUCUGGGGCACGGGGGGCUGCCAGGGUUGGGCAAGGCCUGCUUAACCACCAUGGACAAAAAGCUGAACAUGCUGAAUGAGAAGGUGGACCAGCUCCUGCACUUCCAAGAAGAUGUCACAGAGAAGUUGCAGAGCAUGUGCCGAGACAUGGGCCACCUGGAGCGGGGCCUGCACAGGCUGGAGGCCUCCCGGGCACCGGGCCCGGGCGGGACUGACGGGGUUCCCCGCGUUGACACCCAGGCCGGGUGGCCCGAGGUCCUGGAGCUGGUGAGGGCCAUGCAGCAGGAUGCGGCCCAGCAUGGUGCCAGGCUGGAGGCCCUCUUCAGGAUGGUGGCUGCGGUGGACAGGGCCAUCGCUUUGGUGGGGGCCACGUUCCAGAAAUCGAAGGUGGCGGAUUUCCUCAUUCAGGGGCGUGUCCCCUGGAGGAGAGGCAGCCCAGGUGACAGCCCUGAGGAGAACAAAGAGCGAGUAGAAGAAGAGGGAGCAAAACCAAAGCAUGUGCUGAGCGCCAGUGGGGUGCAGUCUGAUGCCAGGGAGCCUGGGGAAGAGAGCCAGAAGGCGGACAUGCUGGAGGGGACAGUGGAGAGGCUGCCCCCCAUCAGAGCGUCAGGGCUGGGAGCUGACCCCGCCCAGGCAGUGGUCUCACCAGGCCAGGGAGAUGGUGUUCCUGGCCCAGCUCAGGCAUUCCCCGGCCACCUGCCCCUGCCCACAAAGGGGGAAGCCAAGGCUCCUGAGACACCCAGCGAGAACCUCAGGACUGGCCUGGAAUUGGCUCCAGCACCCGGCAGGGUCAGUGUGGUCUCCCCGAGCCUGGAGGUUGCACCAGGUGCAGGACAAGGAGCAUCGUCCAGCAGGCCUGACCCUGAGCCCUUAGAGGAAGGCACGAGGCUGACUCCAGGGCCUGGCCCCCAGUGCCCAGGGCCUCCAGGGCUGCCAGCCCAGGCCAGGGCAGCCCACAGUGGUGGAGAAACACCUCCAAGGAUCUCCAUCCACAUACAAGAGAUGGGUACUCCCGGGGAGAUGCUGGUGACAGGCAGGGGCAGCCUUGGACCCACCCUCACCACAGAUGCUCCAGCAGCUGCCCAGCCAGGCAAGCAGGGCCCACCUGGGACCGGGCGCUGCCACCAAGCCCCUGGGACUGAGCCCGGAGAACAGACCCCUGAAGGAGCCAGAGAGCUCUCCCUGCUGCAGGAGAGCAGCAGCCCCGGGGGAGUGAAGGCAGAGGAGGAGCAAAGGGCUGGGGCCGAGCCUGGCACGAGACCAAGUUUGGCCAGGAGCGAUGACAAUGACCACAAGGUUGGGGCCCUGGGCCUGCAGCAGGGCAAAAGCCCAGGGGUGGGAAACCCUGAGCCUGAGCAGGACUGUGCAGCCAGGGCUCCGGUGAGAGCCGAAGCAGUAAGGAGGACGCCCCCAGGCGCCGAGGCUGGCAGCAUGGUUCUGGAUGACAGUCCGGCCCCGCCAGCUCCUUUUGAACACCGGUUAGUGAGCGUCAAGGAGACCUCCAUCUCUGCGGGUUACGAGGUGUGCCAGCACGAAAUCUUGGGAGGGGGCCGGUUUGGCCAGGUCCACAGGUGCACAGAGAAGUCCACAGGCCUCCCGCUGGCCGCCAAGAUCAUCAAAGUGAAGAGCGCCAAGGACCGGGAGGACGUGAAGAACGAGAUCAACAUCAUGAACCAGCUCAGCCACGUGAACCUGAUCCAGCUCUAUGACGCCUUCGAGAGCAAGCACAGCUGCACCCUCGUCAUGGAGUAUGUGGACGGGGGUGAGCUCUUCGACCGGAUCACAGACGAGAAGUACCACCUGACUGAGCUGGAUGUGGUCCUGUUCACCAGGCAGAUCUGCGAGGGCGUGCAUUACCUGCACCAGCACUACAUCCUGCACCUGGACCUCAAGCCGGAGAACAUAUUGUGUGUCAAUCAGACAGGACAUCAAAUUAAGAUCAUUGACUUUGGGCUGGCCAGAAGGUACAAGCCUCGAGAGAAGCUGAAGGUGAACUUCGGCACUCCUGAGUUCCUGGCCCCAGAAGUUGUCAACUAUGAGUUUGUCUCAUUCCCCACGGACAUGUGGAGUGUGGGAGUCAUCACCUACAUGCUACUCAGUGGCUUGUCCCCAUUUCUAGGGGAAACAGAUGCAGAGACCAUGAAUUUCAUUGUAAACUGUAGCUGGGAUUUUGAUGCUGACACCUUUGAAGGGCUCUCGGAGGAGGCCAAGGACUUUGUUUCCCGGUUGCUGGUCAAAGAGAAGAGCUGCAGAAUGAGUGCCACACAGUGCCUGAAACAUGAGUGGCUGAAUAAUUUGCCUGCCAAAGCUUUAAGAUCCAAAACUCGUCUCAAAUCCCAACUACUGCUGCAGAAAUACAUAGCUCAAAGAAAAUGGAAGAAACAUUUCUAUGUGGUGACUGCUGCCAACAGGUUAAGGAAAUUUCCAACUUGUCCCUAAUCUUCAACUCUGCUGCUCCAAUGGGUCCAGAAAUUACUGAGGCCAGUGGUGAAGUGAAGAGAUGACUCAAACAUUUAAAUAAUUUGGCUUUUUUGUAUUAUUGAUUCCACUUAUUUUGUAAAAAUGGUUAUGGCUGCUGCCUUCCUCGUGGAUGAAAAGUGGCUGUAAAGAAGCUUCCUAAGAACGUUUUUUUCUGCCUUGUAAGAUCACUACGUGUGAAAUGCUCUGUGUACCUUUCAAAUAUACCUACUUUUGGUGGUAAGUGUAGGGAUGCUUUAGGUAGGUACUUUGCAUCUGCUGAAUUUAAAUUCUAAACUCACACUGAUUGAAGAACGCAGUAGACUACUUUGCAGGGGCCAUGUUAUUCAGUAUUAUCUCCUCCAGUACAAAGAAUUCCUAGAAUUUUGAUUUGCUCGGGUGUGAGCUGACAUUUUAUUGUACUACUCCAUUCUUGAGUCAAGCCAUGUGGAUUUAGGACAGUGAUCUUCAAACUUGCUUUAACUUAUGCUCCCUUUUGAGAAUCAGCAUCACUUGAAAUGUCAAAAUAUGUCAACUGUCAUAGCCAAAUCAGAGAAGUAAUCAUUUUGAGUGCGCUUUUUAAAUCUCCACACACCUCCACCUCUCUCCUAAUUCUGCCUGUCUUAACCCCUCUGUCUUAGUUAUAAAUUUCUGGUCUUGUAAGUCUGGAAGCUGAUAGGCAAUUUAUGAAAGACAUAAGAAUGUAAUGAGGUUCAGCUUUCUGAGAAACACAGAAAUGAUACAUCCUGAGACAUAAAGGAAAGCUGCUCUUCUGCUGCCUCAGGCUGUAGCACUUUCAAUGUUGUCACUCUACACAUACACUUCCUAUAUACAUGUACAGUUGACCCUUGAACAGGGUUUGAAUUGCAGUCAACUUAAAUGUGGAUUUUCUUCCACCUUUGCCACCCCUGAGACAGCAACACCAUGCUCUCCUCUUCAUCCCACUCUGCAGCCUACUCAACAGGAAGAUGAUGAAGAUGAACACCUUUAUGAAACCCCAUCUCUACUAAAAAUACAAAAAUUAGUGGGGCAUGGUGGCGGAUGCCUGUAAUGUCAGCUACUCUGGAAGCUGAGGCAGGAGAAUUGCUUGAACCCGGGAGGUGGAGUUUGCAGUGAGCCAAGAUUGCACCACUGUACUCCAGCCUAGGCAACAGAGCAAGACUCCGUCUCGAAAAAAAAAAAAGAGAAUACAGUAUAUGUAUAUAUACACACACACAAACACACACACACACAAACACGUAUGUGUGUAUGGGUGUUGAUUGACUGUUGAUAUUAUUGAUAGGGCUUCCAGUCAACAGUAGGCUAUUAGUAGUUAAGUUUUUGGGGAGACAAAAGUUAUACUCAGAUUUUCAACUGCAAGGGGGUAGGCACUCCUAACCCUCACAUUGUUCAAGGGUCCACUGUACAUUUAAACACUUUUCUAUAUGCAUUAGAGUAGCCCUGUCAUCCCUUCGCUGAAAUCAUACUGUUCUCAACAUGGCAAGCAACUAACACUUUUUUUUUUUUUUUGACAGGGUCUCACUCUGUUGCCCAGGCUGGAGUACAGUGGUGUGAUCUUGGCUCACUGUAGCCUCUGCCUCCUGGGCUCAGGCGAUCAUGAGUAGCUGGGACUAUAGGUGCCCGCUACUACACCCAGCUAAUUUUUGUAUUUUUAGUGGAGACAGGGUUUUGCCAUGUUGCCCAACCUGGUCUUGAGCUCAAGCGAUCCACCUGCCCCAGCCUCCCAAAGUGCUGGGAUUAUAGGUGUGAGCCACCACACCCAGCUUCAACUAACACAUUUACGAACUUGUAUACAUGUAUAUUCAGAUACUUUACCAACUUGUAAAAUGGUUAAAAGGAGUACUUUAUUAUGAAAAAACAUACAAUCUUUUAAAUUUCCUUACUUCUACAUGAUUUUUGUGCUAUUCUCAUUUUUUUCUCAGGUGAGCAGCUUUAGUUUUUUAUUUUUUUUGAGACAGUCUUCCUCUGUCACCCAGGCUGGAGUGCACUGGUGUGUUCUUGGCUCACUGCAACCUCUGCCUCCCAGGUUCAAGUGAUCUUGUGCCUCAGCCUCCCAGGUAGCUGGGAUUACAGGCGUGUGCUGCCACGCCCAGCUAAUUUUUGUAUUUUUAGUAGAGAUGGGGUUUUGCCAUGUUGGCCAGGCUGGUCUCGAACUCCUGACCUCAGGUGAUCCACCUGUCUUGGCCUCCCAAAGAGCUGGGAAUAUAGGCGUGAGCCAUUGUGCUCGGCCUCAGGUGAGCAGCUUUAGUCGAUAUUGUGAAUUUUAGAUUUUAAUUAGACAUGCAACAGUUUCACCACCUUUCAGGAUUUUUGUCCCGUAACAGAGGCUCUUGCUUUUUGACAGAGAGGUAGGCAGGUGGAGAGGUUAUCCUGCUGCUGCAGUUCUCAAGUUGUUAAGUUUCCUCUGGAAGGCUAACCCUUGUUGGGAACUAACAGUUUCAGUACCAGCAAGUCUAGGCCUGCUCCAAGUUGGUCAGCUGAAGAAUGAACAUCAGAAGACACAGCUGCUGGAAGUUGUCCUUUGAUGAGACAGUGAUAGUGAUUUGGUAAAAUGUCUUAUUUUUUAAAUGUCAGUUAUCUUUCUUUAAAAGGUUUUUUGAGGGCAGCUUCCAGAAGGAGCUAGAGAGUAUAUUUUAUAGUUCUAUUGUGUUCAUACCCUGUUUUGGACUUAAGAUUCUGGAGAAUGCUAUGAAACAUCUCCCCAGAAAAAGGUAGUUAAUUACCAUAUCUAGAGCAGCACUGCCCAACAAAAAUAUAGUACAGGCUAUACACAUAAUUAAAACAUUUCUAGUAGCUUCUCUAACAAAACCCAUUGAAAAUCAAUUUUAAUAAUUUAUAUAACUUAGUGUAUCAAAAAUAUUUCAAUAUGUAAUCAAUAUAAAAUUGAGAUACUUUACCAGCUACUAGGGAGGCUGAGGCCAGAGAAUCGCUUGAACCCAGGAAGUGGAAGUUGCAGUGAGCCAAGAUCACACCAUGGAACUCCAGCCUAGGCAACAAGAGCAAAACUCCAUCUCAAAAAAAAGAGAUAUUUUAUAUUCUUUUUCUCAUACUAAGUCUCCAAAAUCUGGUAUAUUUUACACUUAAAAACACAUGUCAAGGCUGGGCAUGGUGGCUCACAUCUGUAAUCCCAGCACUUUGGGAGGCCAAGGUGGGCAGACUGCUGGCCAACAUAGUAAAACCCCAUCUCUAAAAAUACAAAAAUUAGCUGGGCGUGGUGGCGCACACCUGUAACCCCAGCUACUUGGGAGGCUAAGGCACAAGAAUCACUUAAACAGGAGGCGGGGGUUGCAGUGAGCUGAGAUCACACCACUGCACUCCAGUCUGGGUGGCAGAGCAAAACUUUGUCCCCACCCCCGACAAAAAAAAACAACAAAAAAAAACCUGUCAAUUCAGAUGCUAGGUUUUCAUCAGACGUACUUAAUCUGUAUUUAGAUUUCUUAAAACUUACUGUGGAAAAUGUAUUUACAUACUCAAGUUGUUUGAAACAUAACUCACAGUUUUCCAAUAACUGAAGUAUCCACUUUUACAUGUAUUAAAAUUAAAUAAAAUUAGAAAUUCAGUUCUGCAGUUGCACUAGCCACAUUUUAAGUGUUUAAUAGCCACAUGUGGUUAGUGGCAUCUAUAUUGGAUAGGGCAGAUCUACAGAGAAUCCUGUAUCUACCAAUUUUAAUUUUUUUCCCUUUAUGUUGUUAUUCCUUACCUAGAGAAACAAUUUCCCUCCAAAGUUCCUUUGAGGGGGUCUGUUUAGGCCAGGCCCACACCAGUGAGCUAUGUAGAUUUUAGCAUCCUUGGUUUGAAAUUUGAGGUUUUAUGAAGCUUGAGUUUUUCUGGAUAUUUUUAGUACUUUGCUGGUGUGUACUUAGCUCAAAUAUUUGAUUGCAACUGUGUUGGGUCAACUAUUUCUAAUGGGACUUUUCCAUUUGCAUGUACAGUCACUGGAAACUGCUGGGCAGAGAAACUCUAAAAGGUAGUUGGGGCCCACUUUUUCCACCUGUCAGAUUGGUGAAGAAUUGGUGAGGCUGUGGGGAAAAUGGCAUUCUCCCACUUUUGAUGGAUAUGUAUCCAAAUAAAAGUCAUGCCCAUGCU
Messenger RNA from Pongo pygmaeus (Bornean orangutan), 6742 nucleotides. RefSeq names its product myosin light chain kinase 3 (gene MYLK3). Gene Ontology annotation, cellular component: nucleus. Gene Ontology annotation, biological process: protein phosphorylation; positive regulation of apoptotic process; intracellular signal transduction. The coding region runs from base 179 to 2638 and encodes 819 amino acids. Lineage: Eukaryota; Metazoa; Chordata; Mammalia; Primates; Hominidae. Gene Ontology annotation, molecular function: ATP binding; protein serine/threonine kinase activity. The transcript is spliced from 13 exons. The record is from RefSeq and is a predicted model, not a curated record.